Molecule: messenger RNA, 2310 nt
Organism: Alternaria burnsii
Lineage: Eukaryota; Fungi; Ascomycota; Dothideomycetes; Pleosporales; Pleosporaceae
Exons: 2
Coding region: 1-2310 (769 amino acids)
Source: RefSeq, a predicted model, not a curated record
AUGCGUGUCACACGCGCCCGCGCCCAGCAGGCCAGCGAUGAUGCGCCGGACGCGACCGAGCGUGCGCCUUUGGAACAAAUCUCGUCCAAUGCGUCGCCCAAACACGCCCACUACGAACAAGAGGACCUGCCUCCGAAAACACCCGCCAAAACCCCGGCCAAGACUCCAGGGCGGAAGACCAAAGGAAAAGGCCGUGCCCAAAAGGGAAAGAAGGGCAGAGCAGUGGAGGAGGAGGAAGAAGAGGAGCAGACCGGAGCCGCACAUGAAGAGGAACAAGCCGCAGAUGCAGCGCCCACGAACAAGGCUGCCGGCGACCAAGUUUCCAACAACGCACCCGACGGAGCCACUCAAGUCCCCGCAAACCAUGGACGACCCGUGACUCCACCACCCACAGUGCGACGAACACGCCGACAGCUAGCUAUGCUGCAAGAUGAAGCAAAACAGGCGCAGCUCAGUGCCCAAUCACAAGAGCCAGAGCCUGUAGCAGAAGUGCCUGCGACGAUAGAAAAGACUCUAGACGAACACAAGGCUGUGGAUGCAUCUUCUGAAGAUACAACGGCGGAUGCGGAACAGGUCCAAGCUGAGAGCCUGUCAGAAGAGCCCAUACAAGGAGCUCAAUUGCCAGCUGCAGCAGAGUCUGUAGAAGAAGCACAAAAUGUGCCCAUAGAAGAAGAAACGCAUCAGGAGGUGACUGAGACGGUAGAAGCAACCCAUGCUGCGCCGGUGCCGCAAAUUGAGGAGCCUCAAAGCGAGGAGCCCGUCGUCGAAGCAACAGUGACUGAAGCAAUAUCCGAAAAUCAAUCGCCCGUGUCUGAAGCUGAACCCCCCGCACCUUCCGUCCAAGUAAGUUCAGAACCUGAACCCAAGACGCUCGCAGCCGAGAGGCCCAGCGAAGACGCUGUGACACCACUCAAAAGCCAUACUUCAAGUCGACGAACAUCGCGAAGCCCGUCAAAAUCACCAAUGCGUUUGGAAGAGUCUUUCGAAGCCAUCGAUGCGCUUGAGGAAGCGCUCGAGAAUGUCACGUCUGUCACUCGAUUCGACCAUGCACAUGAAGUCAUGUCGCCUCAGAAGACAGAGUUUCCCAAGACAGCUACCACGCAGAUCAUGCGGUCCAAGACACCCAUCAAAGCGCCAGUGCCCACACAAGCUCCCGCUGCGAAGAUAUCCAGAACACCGAGUGUUGCUGCGCCUAAGAGCAUGAAGCCAGUCAAGUCUUCGAUAGCUCGCGCGUCUAGUGUCCGCACAGCACCUGGUAAAGACGGUAGAGUAGGUUCUACAGAGACUGUAGAUUAUCUUGCCUUAAAACGCCGGCCAAUCAGCAUGUCAUUUCCCACACCUGCGCCACCACCAAAGGGUCGCGCACCUACAAAGCCUACUUUCCAGCUGUCAAGCAACGAUACGGUCGCCAGAUUGAAGGCCCAAAAGGAGGAUAGACAAAAGAGGGAGGCAGAAGGCGGAGUUUCCAAAAUACGGCCCGUCAGCAUGCCUCCUCCACCAAAAUCUACCAAGCCUCUCACCAAGCCAGCUUUCCAACUCCCUGGCGAAAAAAUUGCUGAGAAACUCAAGGCACAGAAGGAGGAGCGGCAAAAGAGAGAAGCUGAAGUACCUCAGCAACAAGCACCAAAGCAGCGUCCUGUCAGCAUCAGCAUGGCUCCUCACGCCAAGUCGACGAAAGCACCAACAAAGGCCACUUUCGAGCUACCCGGCUCAGCCGUUGCAGAAAAGUUGAGAAUAAAGAGGGAAGAGCGCUUAAAACGCAUGGAAGAAGCGGAAGCAGCAAAGAAAGAAGCCGCCCUCAAGGCACGACAGGCACCAGUCCGGAAGCCAGUGGCCGUCCCUAUCAGACAGCAACCAGGCAUUACCAUUGCGCCACCACAACCACAGAUCCAACGGGUGUCUUCACUUGCAAGCAAGCACAGCAGCAUGUCUCUCUCGCAACCAGGCGUCACUAUUGCGCCACCGCAACCACAGCAAGAGUCUCAGCGUUCUUCUUCUCUGGCUAGCAAGCGCAGUAGUAUGUCUCUCUCGCAACCACUGUCUCAGUCACGUUCUACGUCGACGUCUUCGGCAAACCGCAAUAGUGUCAUCGUUCCUAAGGCUGUUGUCACACCUGUUGAUGUUGCGCAACAGAAGCUGAAGGGUAGAGAGGUCUUCAAUCGUGAUCGCACGGAGAAGGAAGCGCGGGAACGUGAGAGGAAGGAGAAAGAAGAGGCUGCCAAACGGGCACGAGCGGAGGCAGCUGAGCGUGGGAGGAUUGCCAGUAGGGAGUGGGCUGAGAGACAAAGGAAGAAGAUGAUGGGUGCUUGA